AUGCACGACUGGCCAGGCUUCUUCAAGCAAGUUUGGGACAACCUCGAACCUGACGGCUGGCUGGAAACGAGCGAGGUGCAAUUUCCCUGCAGACGUGCCGAUCAGGAAGACCAGAAACCUUCUCCGUUCGUCCAGUGGGGCGAAAACGUCCUGCAAGGCACUCGCAAAGCUGGCAUCGACGCUGCAGCCAACGAGAAAUUCAGUGAUCAGCUUCGAGCUCAAGGCUUUAUCCAGAUCGAUCGUGUGGACGUGCAGUGGCCGAUCAAACCGUGGGCGAAAGGCGACAAGAAUAAGUACCUAGGCAAGCUCCUAUACCGCAACACACUCGAUGCCGUACCCGCCAUUGCCACUGGAGUAUUUACCAGGUGCUUAGGCUGGAGUAAAGAUCAAGUCGACACAUUCUGCAAAGAAGUAAUCGAGGAUGUUGAUGACAAGGAGAGCCACUUCUAUUAUCCAAUGGUGCUCCAUUUAGCUCAGAAGCCGCUCGAUGCGUGA
This is a messenger RNA of Recurvomyces mirabilis, 495 nucleotides long. RefSeq lists its product as uncharacterized. Bases 1 to 495 code for a protein of 164 amino acids. NCBI's taxonomy places the organism in Eukaryota, Fungi, Ascomycota, Dothideomycetes, Mycosphaerellales, Teratosphaeriaceae. The transcript is spliced from 2 exons. The record is from RefSeq and is a predicted model, not a curated record.